AUGUAUCUAAGUGUUGCUGAAACCGCCGCUAAUCUCAACAGCGUUCAAUCUGCUGACAAUUUUAUCUUCAGGCCACGCAGAGACGAUUUCGGUGACAGGCCACGUGGUCGCGAUAGAGACAAUCGCGGAGGCCGACAUGACGACAGACGUCGAGAUGACUUCAGAAGUAACGAUCGAGAUGACCGAGAUAGAUUCCAGAGGAAAGACGACAGACGAGAUUACGGUGGUCCAAGAAGAGACUAUCGCGGUGGUGGUGGACCCAGACGCGGUGGACCAGAUAGAGGAGGUGAUAGAGAUCGUGGGGGCAGGAGAAGGGAUGAUAGGAGAGAUAGAGAUGAUCGCUCUACGUGGGAUGUGAGACCCAGUGCUGAAGAAGUGGCAAAGCAGAAGAAGCUGUUAUGGGGAUCGAAACCAGCGCCAGCUGCCAGUGGAGAGACUAGUGGUGCAGGCGCUGAAGCGCACGAUGAAGUUGUAGAUAAGAAUGCUGGAUUGUGGUCAAGUGCUAUCACGGCUAGUGGAGUCGCUGGUGAACAAGCGAACAAGUUCUUGAAGCUUAUGGGCAUAAAACAUGCUCCACCCGUAGACCCGAGUACGACCGACAGCAAACGACUCCAAGAAGAAAGCGAGAAGCAGAAGAAAAUGAUGCGUGACUUGGACCGGCAAUAUGAGAUAGCUCGUGAAACGACACAUAUGGGACGAGGUCUUGGUCUAGGAUUCCAUCAACAGUAA
This is a messenger RNA of Cylicostephanus goldi, 729 nucleotides long. The record is from the annotation of a GenBank genome assembly. Lineage: Eukaryota; Metazoa; Nematoda; Chromadorea; Rhabditida; Strongylidae.